UGAACGUGUGGCAUGUUUUUGAGUGAAUAGUUCCACACACAAAGAACCGGCAAUUGAAGAAGACAGAACGAAGAACCUGCAACACCAUGUUCAAUUCAAUGAUAAACAACAAUUUCAACACAUCAUAGUUAAUUUCACAGACCAAACAAAAACCAAUGAAAACAUCAUCAAAAUCUUCAUCUUCAACAUGGAAACAAGUUUCAGAAUUACUCACAGUAGCUUCCAUAACCAAAACCCUUUCAAAAAACCCAACACAAACACCACCACAAACCAACCUCACACAAACCCUAAUCCACAAAAUCCUCUCAAACCCAUCACUUCACAUUUCUCACAAACUCAAUUUCUUCAAUUCCAACAACAACAUUCAUCAUUCUUCACUCUCUUACUCACUCAUUUUCAACAAUCUUUGUAACCCCAAAACCCCUUUUUCACUCCUCCAUCAACACCUCCCUCACCUUCUUCAUUCCAUGAAACAAAAUGGUAUUGUUUUCGAUUCGAAUUCGUUCAAUACCCUCCUUAAUUUUCUUAUCAAAUUUGGUGUUUCUCAUAACAAUAAUAGUAAAAACUUUCACUUUGUUAUUGAUAUUUUGGAUUAUAUUCAAACACAAAAUCUUCAUCCUGUUGAUACUACACCUUUUAUUUAUAAUUCUCUGUUAAUUGCUUCUAUAAAGAAUAAUCAAAUUCCACUUGCUUUGUCAAUUUUUAAUAAUAUUAUGACACUUGGUGAUGAUGAUUGUUUGAAUUUGGAUUCUGUUAUUGUUGGUUCGUCGAAUUACUUACUUUCGGUUUUAAGAAAAGCCCGGAUGAAGAAAGAGUUUGAGAAUGUGUUUAAUAGGUUGAGGGAAAGGAAAAGUUUUGAUUUUGAUUUGUGGGGUUAUAAUAUUUGUAUUCAUGCUUUUGGUUCUUGGGGUGAUUUGGUUACUUCUAUGAAGCUUUUUAAUGAGAUGAAGGAGGAUAAGAAUUUGUUUGGACCUGAUAUGUGUACUUAUAAUUCGGUUUUGUCGGUUCUCUGUAAGGUUGGGAAGAUUAAUGAUGCACUUAUUGUGUGGGAUGAGCUUAAAGGGUGUGGUUAUGAACCGGAUGAGUUUACUUACACGAUUCUCGUUCGGGGUUGUUGUAGGACUUAUAGGAUGGAUGUGGCGUUGAGGAUUUUUAACGAGAUGAAGGAUAAUGGGUUUCGUCCAGGUGUGCUUGUGUAUAAUUGUGUUUUGGAUGGUUUAUUCAAGGCUGCGAAGGUUAAUGAAGGGUGCCAGAUGUUUGAGAAAAUGGCUCAAGAAGGGGUGAAAGCUUCUUGUUCGACUUAUAAUAUUCUGAUUCAUGGACUUAUUAAGAAUGGAAGAUCAGAAGCUGGUUAUAUGCUUUUUUGUGAUCUUAAGAAGAAAGGUCAAUUUGUGGAUGGGAUUACUUACAGCAUUGUUGUGUUGCAACUUUGUAAAGAGGGUCUAUUGGAAGAGGCUUUGGAGUUGGUGGAGGAAAUGGAAGCUAGAGGGUUUUCUGUUGACCUUGUAACGAUAACGUCUCUCUUGAUUGGGAUUCAUAAGUACGGUCGUUGGGAAUGGACUGAUAGGCUCAUCAAGCAUGUCAGGGAAGGCGAUUUGUUACCUGGUGUUCUCAGGUGGAAGGCUGGAAUGGAAGCUUCUAUCAAUAAUUUUCAUUCCAAGGAAAAGGAUUACUCAUCAAUGUUCCCUUCCAAAGGAGGUUUUUGUGAGAUCAUGAGUUUCAUAACUCGUUCCCGAGAUGAGGAUGAUGAGGUGGAAACUUCGUCUGAACAAAUUGAUGAGUGGUCAUCGUCUCCACACAUGGAUAAAUUGGCCAAGCGUGUUGUGAAUUCAACUGGCAAUGCUUCUCGAAUGUUUACUCCUGACCGUGGACAAAGAGUUCAACAAAAAGGGUCUGAUUCUUUUGAUAUUGAUAUGGUGAAUACUUUCCUGUCUAUAUUUUUGUCAAAGGGAAAGUUAAGCCUCGCUUGCAAAUUGUUUGAGAUUUUCACCGACGCGGGCGUUGAUCCUGUCAGUUAUACAUAUAAUUCUAUCAUGAGCUCAUUUGUUAAAAAGGGCUAUUUCAAUGAAGCUUGGGCUAUUCUGAGUGAAAUGGGAGAAAAGCUCUGCCCGACCGAUAUAGCGACGUACAAUAUGAUAAUUCAAGGUUUAGGAAAGAUGGGAAGAGCGGAUCUAGCCAGUGCUGUUCUUGACGGGCUACUGAAGCAAGGCGGUUAUCUUGACAUAGUUAUGUAUAACACUCUCAUUAAUGCUUUGGGAAAGGCAGGCAGAAUUGAUGAGGUGAACAAGUUCUUUGAGCAAAUGAAGAGCAGCGGGAUAAAUCCUGAUGUUGUCACUUAUAAUACUUUGAUUGAGAUUCACAGUAAGGCUGGCCGACUGAAGGAUGCUUAUAAGUUCUUAAAAAUGAUGAUCGAUGCUGGAUGCACCCCUAACCAUGUUACGGAUACGACUUUAGAUUAUCUAGUACGGGAAAUUGAUAAAUUGAGAUACCAAAAGGCAUCGAUUUUGAGCAAAAAAGAUGAUCCUUCUUGAGGGGGGAUAAGAUUCUAACAGUAUAUGCAACUGGAAGUUUGUUAUAUAGUAACUUUUAUAUAACUUCAAGUUAUGGUCUGCGCCUUUUAGUUGUUACUGUGAUCAAAUGUAGUGUAUAUUGUUGCUGUGAAACUGCAGCGAUUAUACUUAAAGCUCACGGAUAAGAAUUCUGGAUCAUUUACAGAUUCAAUCCGACCUUUAAAGUUCACAUAUCCUGCAAAUUCGUUUCCAUCUUUGAUCUGAUAAGUCUAUUGAGUGGUCAGUGGCCACUAAUUGCUUGGAUAAUGAGUUGCACUUAUCAUACAUGUGCUGUUUUCAUAUUCAAAGCAGGGCAUGAGAAUUGGUGGUAAAUCGCGUUGGUUCUAACUUCUAAGGUAGAGGAUUGGUCGAGAAGUUUGACACAUGAAAGAUUUUUUGUUUGCCAAUUUGUAAAUCCAAAUCCUGGCUAUAGAUAUCAGAUGAAUAAUAUAUGAAGCUGCUGAAAAUGAAAGGUUUUUUGGUUGGCAAGUUAUAAAUCCAAAUCUUGGCAUGUGCUGCUGACGGUUUUGUUGGGUUGAUAGAAGUCCGGUGCUUUGUUUUUGCGGGUAUUGGCUUUGUUUGCUGCUACUUCGGUUGGGGGAUUUUGUGCUUUUGUUUCCUCACAGUUGCUGUUAGUGUUAUCUGUCAGUUGCGUGGCCUUUUUAAUUCAGCUUCUGUUUUUGUGUGGGUGUUGCGGUGCCGCCUAUAUACGGCACCUUGUAUUGCAGUUUUGAUCUCCUAUGUUCGUCUUGUGUGGGGAGCCUUAAUAAUAUAUGCUGUUUCAAAAAAAAAAAAAAAAAA
Molecule: messenger RNA, 3350 nt
Organism: Medicago truncatula (barrel medic)
Lineage: Eukaryota; Viridiplantae; Streptophyta; Magnoliopsida; Fabales; Fabaceae
Product: pentatricopeptide repeat-containing protein At4g01570
Exons: 2
Coding region: 156-2531 (791 amino acids)
Molecular function (GO): protein binding
Source: RefSeq, a predicted model, not a curated record